Notechis scutatus (mainland tiger snake) is the source of this 768-nucleotide messenger RNA. The record is from RefSeq and is a predicted model, not a curated record. Lineage: Eukaryota; Metazoa; Chordata; Lepidosauria; Squamata; Elapidae.
AUGGAACAUGACGUCCUGCGCCCUUGCAGGGUCUUCUCGCAAUGCGCACAGGAUCCUCUAGGGGGCUCCCUGGAAGAGUUGGGCAGCUCCUUCCUCCCCUCCCGCCUUACAAGAGAACUGAGCAUGUGCCGGCCUCUUUCCCAAAUAUUGGUGGGUCCAUCUAAAUUUCCUUUUUUAAAUUUUUUCCUUCCCUUCUGCUUUGGAGCUGUACUAGAGACCAGAGAGAAGAUGGAGGGACAAUACCCAGCAGAUGCCGAAAUUAGAAAAGGCCCUCCGGCUGCUCAGCCUUGGACCUGUGGGAGGAAUGGGGCAAUGAAUCCUGGGCAGAAGAGCCAUGAAGAGGCAUCCAAUAGUUCAGAGGUCCAAUGCUGCCACUUCAGAAAAGUGCAGUUUCAGGAGGGGAGCCGCCCCCGAGAUGUUUGCACUCAGCUUCACUACCUUUGCCGUCAGUGGCUGCAACCAGAAAAACACACCAAGGCUCAGAUGCUGGAUCUGGUGCUCCUGGAACAAUUCCUGGCUGUGCUUCCCCCAGAGAUGGCAAAAUGGGUGCGGGAGUGUGGAGCAGAGACCAGUUCCCAGGCGGUGUCCCUGGCUGAAGGCUUCUUGCUGACCCAGGAGGAGGAAAACAUGCAAGAAGAGUUGCAGGUGGGAGAAUGUAAUCAUGGCAGCUCUAAAGGGGAUCUCUCUGAAUUUGUCAAUUUCUCCCAGGCAGAGUUUUCUGGGAUUAUUAAUUCCUAAGAGAAUUUGUUCUAUUCUUCCAGGGAUGUA